AUGGUUGUGGCUAGGCCUACAGUAGGUACACAUGGGCAGCAACCCAGGUUGGAGAUUCAACCCAGUGGAUCGGUAGUUACUAAAGAGAUUGGAGGUAGCUUAGUUUUGACUUGUCGACCUAAGGUUCCGGAUCCUUCAUUGAAUUUACCUGGUGAACCUGGAAUAAUUUUAAUUUUUCCCAGUUUGACUGAGAAUCAAGCAGGAAAAUAUACCUGUUCCUGUUUUUAUGCAAAUACCGAACCGCUCAGUGCAUCUGUUGAAGUUACAACAUACGAGGAUAUCAGUUUUGUCGACGCUCCCGAAAACCAGUAUUCGGUCGUAGGUCAGGAUUUCAAUGUAAAAUGUAAAACUAAAGGAAACCCGACACCAACAAUUGACUGGAGCAAGAACAAUCAAGCAAUUCAAACCAAUGAAAAAUUCGUGGUCGAUACUGACGAAUUACUGAUUAAAAAUGUGACGGAAGCAGAUGACGGCGUCUACACGUGCACGGCUAUCGAAACGUUCACAGGACACUUCAAAAUCAGAAACAUUAAGGUUGAAGUUCAGGUUCCUCCAAAAAUUGAACCAAUAGAACCAGUAACAAUUAUAGAAGGUGACACUGCGUCGGUCAAAUGCUUGGCUACUGGCAAGCCUCCACCAACAUACCAAUGGAUUAAACUUAAAAACCGUGAAGAUUUAUCCAAUAGCGAUCGAUUUGAAGUAAAGAAAAACACAGGUGAACUUAGAGUAAACAGAAUCGAAUUCGAAAAUGACGACGGUUUAUACAAAUGUAUUGCUGAAAAUUCCAUAGAUCGAGUGGAAACAACGGUUAAAAUCAAUGUACUCGUAAGACCAAGGAUAUAUGAAUUAUUAAACGUUACGGCACCUAUAAGCAGGCAGACAGAGAUUAUUUGCAAGGCUUCUGGUAGACCAACUCCAAAAAUUACUUUUAGAAAACUAAAUCGAAAAGAUUCAUUCCAACUUGGUAGGCAGCCUGAUGAUGAUAGAGUAGUACUAGAACAGCUACGUAUAUCAGAUAAUGGCGAAUCUUUGGGAAAACUGAUAAUUUCAAACUUAAGCAGACCUGAUGAUGGACUCUAUGAAUGUAUUGCAGAAAAUACAGUGGGAAAAGCAUAUAAAAACGGUCAUAUAACUGUAGAAUUUCCUCCUACCUUCGCGAGAACCAAGGACUUACCACCUGUUUGGAGUUGGAAUAACCGACCUGGUAAUUUAACGUGCCUUCCUGAAGCCAUACCCAAUGCUACAAUUAUGUGGAAAUACGGAGACAUAGAAAUUCAUGACAAUAAUAAUUUCCAAAAAAUAGGAAAUGGCCCUGUCUCGUAUCUUAUAGUAAAACCAUACAAUGACAGGAGAUUUUUUACUCAAUACGAAUGUAUAGCUCAAAAUAAGUUAGGUUCAGCAAGCCUAAAGCUGAAAUUGAAACAAGCAUUCGUGCCAGAACCUAUCUCGCAAGCUAAACCAGAAUACAUAACCGCUACUAGUAUAAAAUGGAGUAUAAUUCCCGCUAACAAUUUUGACGGAUUACCGUUGAGGUCCUUUACAGUAAGGUAUAAACCGGAACGAGAAUUGUCGUGGGAUUUUGCCCGUAAUUAUACAUGGAGUUAUGGAGCUCCGUAUAUACUUGAAAAUCUCAUACCAGAAGAAACCUAUCACUUUCAAUUCGCUGCUAAAAACGAUGUUGGUAUGGGUGCGUUCGCAAAUGUCCAGACUAUACCCAUGCCAAGAAGAUCAGCUCCGUCAGAACCAAAAAUGAUAGUCGAAAACCACAGUAUUAAUGAAGGAAAUAAAGGGGAUAUUGUAGUACCUAGUCCUUAUGCUGAUCGUUUUGAAAUAAGGUGGAGUGUUCCGAAUGACAACGGCGAUCGCAUUACAAAUUAUUUUAUAAGAUAUUGUGUGACCGAAAAAGUAAAUGGAAAUUGGCGUGACAGCAACUGCGUGGAACAAAUUGAAAGAUCCAUUCAAUACACUAGUUACGAACUGCACAAUUUACAUUCCGAUACGAUUUAUAAAGUUGAGGUGCGCGCGCACAAUUCCAUUGGUGAUAGUUCGCCCGCACAAGUUAAAUUCAAAACAGCCAGAGGAUUUGAUCCCAUUGCACCCGUUCGUCAUCCUGCCAUGAGUAGUGCCGCUAUUAUUGGUAUAGCUGUUGCCGUUAUUAUCGUGGUUCUUAUCGUUAUGGAUAUCACCUGUUUCUUCAUAAACAAAGUGGGCAUUAUAGCUUUAUGCUUUAAUUCUCGAUCAAAACAAAGUGACGAAGACGAUCCUAAGUUGGGAAGGUAUGUUGACCUUAGUUUUAUGUAUUUUAUCGACAUUUACGAUUCAUAUUUAACUCACAUUUAUUUUACUUUAUUUUUAAUUUGCAUAAGAAAGGUGCUGGCAUUUAUAGGUAUAAUAAAACAGAAAGUUUGGUCUACAAUUUUAUUAUACUGCCGAAAUUCAAAAAUAGCACGGCAAAAUUGUGUAAAAUUUCUGUUGGUACUAAAUAAUAACCAGUCGAAAUGUACAAGCACUUUUACAGAUAUAUAA
Messenger RNA from Diabrotica balteata, 2526 nucleotides. The record is from the annotation of a GenBank genome assembly. Lineage: Eukaryota; Metazoa; Arthropoda; Insecta; Coleoptera; Chrysomelidae.